UAUGCUAUUUUGCUUUCGGUUACCGUAAAUGUGCAAAUUUGCAAAUUGAUGUUUUCUUUACAUGUGUGUUAUACAAAACUACAGAAAGUGCAAAUGCGUAAGAAAAGUCUUUUUCUCAUCCUACAUGCACAUGAAAAUACUGCCUGUUCAUCAUGUCUUCCAUUCUUGGGAAGAUGAAGAAAUUUGGCAGUUCUGACCUGGAGGAAUCUGAAGUGACAGAUGAACACACAGAUGGUGAGGACUCUGCACUGGAAACACCUGACAGCCUCCAGGGUACGCUCAGCACCAAGGUGCAGCCACCUAAAAGCAACAUCUUUGCAAGACGUGGGCGGUUUGUUAUGGGGGAUAGUGACAAGGACAUGGCUCCCAUGGAUUCCUUCUACCAGAUGGAUCACCUGAUGGCACCUUCUGUCAUCAAAUUUCACACCAAUUUGGAGAGAGGGAGACUUCACAAGCUCCUAUCUACAGAUUCCAUCACAGGCUGCUCUGAAAAAGCUUUCAGAUUUUAUGACCGCAGAAGGAUCUUUGAUGCUGUAGCCCAAGGCAACACAAGGGACCUGGAUGAUCUGCUACUCUAUCUUAAUAGGACCUUGAAGCAUCUCACAGAUGAUGAAUUCAAAGAACCAGAAACUGGGAAAACCUGCUUGCUUAAAGCCAUGCUGAAUCUACAUGAUGGGAAAAAUGAUACCAUUCCCUUGCUGCUGGAUAUUGCAAAGAAAACUGGAACUCUGAAAGAGUUUGUUAAUGCAGAGUAUACCGACAACUACUACAAGGGCCAGACUGCACUCCACAUUGCCAUUGAGAGAAGGAACAUGUACCUGGUGAAGCUCUUGGUCCAGAAUGGAGCAGAUGUUCAUGCAAGGGCCUGUGGGGAGUUCUUCAGGAAAAUCAAAGGGAAACCUGGUUUUUAUUUCGGAGAGCUGCCUCUAUCCCUGGCUGCCUGUACCAACCAGCUCUGCAUUGUGAAAUUCCUCCUGGAGAACCCGUACCAGGCUGCCAACAUUGCCGCUGAGGACUCCAUGGGCAAUAUGGUCCUGCAUACCCUGGUGGAGAUUGCAGACAAUACUAAGGAUAAUACCAAGUUUGUUACCAAGAUGUAUAACAACAUAUUGAUCCUUGGUGCCAAAAUUAAUCCAAUCCUGAAGCUAGAAGAACUCACCAACAAGAAAGGGCUGACUCCAUUAACUCUGGCAGCUAAAACAGGGAAGAUAGGGAUUUUCGCUUACAUCCUCAGACGAGAGAUCAAAGACCCUGAGUGCAGGCACUUGUCUAGGAAGUUCACUGAAUGGGCUUAUGGGCCUGUCCACUCAUCUCUUUAUGACCUGUCCUGUAUAGACACAUGUGAGAAAAAUUCAGUGCUUGAGAUUAUUGCCUACAGCAGUGAAACGCCGAAUCGUCAUGAGAUGCUGCUGGUGGAACCCCUCAACAGGCUGCUGCAAGACAAGUGGGACCGGUUUGUCAAACACUUAUUUUACUUCAACUUCUUUGUCUAUACCAUGCAUAUCAUCAUUCUCACUGCAGCUGCCUACUACAGACCUGUGGAUAAGAAAGAAAAGCCUCCCUUCACGUUUGGUCACAGCACUGGAGAAUAUUUUCGAGUGACUGGAGAGAUCUUGAGUGUACUGGGAGGACUCUAUUUUUUUUUCAGAGGGAUACAGUAUUUUGUGCAGAGGCGCCCAUCAUUGAAGACGCUGAUAGUUGACAGCUACAGUGAGGUUCUUUUCUUUGUUCACUCUUUGCUCCUCCUGAGCUCUGUGGUGCUGUACUUCUGUGGCCAGGAACUGUACGUGGCUUCCAUGGUCUUCUCCUUGGCGCUGGGCUGGGCUAACAUGCUGUACUACACCCGUGGCUUCCAGCAGAUGGGCAUUUACUCUGUCAUGAUUGCAAAGAUGAUCCUUAGAGAUUUAUGUCGCUUCAUGUUUGUCUAUCUAGUAUUCCUCUUGGGAUUUUCCACAGCUGUGGUGACUUUAAUUGAAGAUGACAAUGAGGGGCAGGAUGCAAAUACCUCUGAAUAUACCCGAUGUUGCCAUACGAAACGAAGCCGCACAUCCUAUAAUAGUCUAUAUUACACCUGCUUGGAGCUUUUCAAGUUCACUAUUGGGAUGGGAGACUUGGAGUUCACAGAGAACUACAGGUUCAAGUCUGUGUUUGUCAUCCUUUUGGUUCUCUAUGUCAUCCUUACGUACAUCCUUCUGCUCAACAUGCUUAUCGCACUCAUGGGAGAAACUGUGAGCAAAAUUGCACAGGAGAGCAAGAGCAUCUGGAAACUCCAGAGAGCCAUCACAAUCUUGGAUAUUGAAAACAGCUACUUGAACUGUGUGAGGCGCUCGUUCCGGUCUGGAAAGCAAGUCUUGGUGGGGGUCACGCCUGAUGGCCAAGAUGAUUACAGAUGGUGCUUUAGGGUUGAUGAAGUGAACUGGUCCACGUGGAAUACUAAUCUGGGCAUAAUCAACGAAGAUCCUGGAUACUCUGGAGACCUCAAAAGAAAUCCCAGUUACUCUAUUAAGCCUGGCAGAGUUUCAGGAAAAAACUGGAAAACUUUGGUUCCGCUUUUAAGAGAUGGGAGCAGGAGAGAAGAGACACAAAAACUACCAGAAGAAAUCAAGUUAAAACCCAUUUUGGAGCCUUAUUAUGAGCCGGAGGAUUCUGAGACAUUGAAGGAAUCUCUUCCAAAGUCAGUCUAAUCUUAUUUUGUUUUUCAGAAGGUUAAUUCUGGUUGCCUGUGCUGGUCCUCACAAAGCAGGGCAAUUAGAGCACUUCCUUCGUAAGAACAGAGAUUUAUUGAAACAGAUCAAAGGACUAAGGAAAUGACUGUGUGCAAGGAUUCAUUAAGUAUGCUAAAUAAACUACUUGUUGUUUAAGCUCAUGUCUUCAUGGUUAUUUUUAAUAUGAAUCUGCAAGAAAGUGGCUAUUUACUACCUGGUUUGUAUUUACUUGGCUAGAUAUUUGCAUCUAGGCUGUCUCAUGAAGUGUUAGAAAUAAUUCCUGUAUUUUUUUUACUGGUUUGUUUGUUUUAAUUAAAUGCAUCGAGAAUUUCCCACAAUUCAGAGCUGUCUGUAAGAUGGUGAGCUCUUUUUUGCUGCAGGUUUUUUCCCAGUCUUCAUCCAUUUCUUUCGCUCUUUGAAAGUGCUCUCAUGCGUUUCUGAGAUCUGAGCUGACAUAUUCAUUGUUAGCUAACAGGAGCUUUGCUAAGUUUUGUGGGUUGGUGCAAGUGGCCAGUAAUGGCGGAUAUUUUGUUGAUAAUACAAAAAUAACAAAAGGCCUAUAGAAAAAUGGUUAGCACUCAACACUCUGGACAUAAUGGAUUUCAUACUUUGUCUGCUUUUAGAUUCUCUUUUAAAAAAGUGUUUUUGUGAGCAGCUACAGGCCCCGAUUUCGUGACUUCCCAGCCUUGAAAACUAACUAACCAUACUAUAACAAAACUGGAGAAGGACUCAUAAAAGAGCAGUAAAAAAAUGCCAAGAGACCAGAGGUAUGUUGUUGUGAAGAAUGUUCCUUGUAAAGGAGAUAAAUGGGGGGACACAGUGAAAGAGUAGAAAAUGAAU
Molecule: messenger RNA, 3545 nt
Organism: Cygnus atratus (black swan)
Lineage: Eukaryota; Metazoa; Chordata; Aves; Anseriformes; Anatidae
Product: transient receptor potential cation channel subfamily V member 1
Exons: 16
Coding region: 153-2684 (843 amino acids)
Biological process (GO): calcium ion import across plasma membrane
Cellular component (GO): membrane
Molecular function (GO): calcium channel activity; protein binding
Source: RefSeq, a predicted model, not a curated record